CCAGCGGCCCCCGCCAUGGCGGCACAGCCCCCGCUCGGGCCGCGGAAGCGGAGCGGCCCGGCGCCGUGCGCGGCGGGCUGGGCCGGGACCGGGACCGGGACCGGGACCGGGACCGCGACCGCCCCCCGGGCCGCGGCGGGCCGCAGCGGCGGCGCUCCGGAGAACGGCUUCCCGCCCCACAAGCGCCCCAAGAGCUCGGGGGCGGCCGGGCCCGAGGAGGGGCCGGCAGACCCUUUCGGGGACAACGACGACUUCACGGCGGACGACCUGGAGGAGAUCGACAUCCUGGCUUCGCAGGCGCUGUCGCAGGAGGCAGCCGCCGCCGCCGCCCUCCCGAGACACGCGUGGGCCGCCUUCGGAGCGAGCGGCGCCGAGCGGCGGGCGGCCGCGGGGCAGCCCCGGGGCAUCGCCCCCGCCGCGGGGAGGAGGCCGAAAGCAGGAAGCAGUACAGAAGAUAGUCUGAUAAGAGAUGCAUUCCAGUUUGAAGUACUGCAAACACAGCAUGAAGAAAUUAAACAGAAGCUGAAAGAAAUGCAGGAUGAAAUUCUUAGUAAAAAUGGAGAAAUUAAAAUUUUGCGUGACUCAAUGCAGCAGAUGGAGUAUGCUAUGGAGGAACAGAAAAGAUCAUACAUGCUAUUGGAACAGCAAAAAACUCAGACCUUAAGUGAAAAAGAAAAAGAGUUCUCCAAAAAGUUACUGUCAUUACAGUCAGAGUUGCAGUUCAAAGAUGCAGAAAUGAAUGAAUUAAGGACACGACUUCAGAACUGUGAAAGAAAUAAACAUGUUACUCAGACGGUUUUAAUGCCAAGCCCUAAAAAGAAUCUUGCAAUACAAGUGAAAUCAGAAGGAUGUUCUCCGCAGCCUGGAAAAAGAUCUUUUCCUACAAAGGAAUCCUUCAGUGCUGAGAUGUCCACUAGAUCAUCGUGUUCUUCAGGAAAUUUGAUUGCCCCAGCUACUUUGAUCAAAGAAGACAGUAAGAUAACCCAUCCUGAAGUUUUAUCCAUGAAGCAUGAAGCAAUGGGAAAAAACAGUUCCUACAGCUCUGUACCUAAACGAAACGCACGAGGUUCUAUCUUACUAAAUGCACUGAUGAAGCAGCCCAUUGUGCCUGGGUCAUUACUAGGACUCUGCCAUCUUCUUAGCAGUAACUCUGAGCCUCCACCUGGAGCUGUAUUGCAGCCUAACUAUUUGGAUACGAAGUCCACACAACUACCCAGCAGCAGGACAACUCAAGAAGAAACCGCACCUCUUGUAUCCCUGCGAGAAGCUCAAGAACUUGCAAUAACAGGACUGAACUUGAUUGCUAUGGACGAAGGAUUAUCUGAAGGAAGCCCAACAGAAAGCCGGACAGAGUUCUCACACCUCACACGCUGCAAGAUCCGAGGCGCUGUGCAUCUCUUGCCCUUGGUAGAACACCAUAUUGGUGCAUACUGUCAAGCAGUACAAUUGGCAGUCAAGUCAGUCAAUGGUUCUUGUGGAAACCAUUCAGCUGUUUCUUCCAGAACCAACACAAAUAUGGGGUCAAGUAAGGAGGACUUCAGGUUGUCUCUUGAGGAAACUACAGUUAUAUCACUGGGUAUUCUUUAUUAUUUGGCGUUUUAUAGCUGGGAUGUUGUCCACACAUUGCUAUCUACUGAAGUGGAAAAAAGUUCUGCUGCUGGAGAUGAACAGGUUUCCAAGAUGGACAAAAAUGUGCUGUGUGAUAAUCAGUGUGAUAAUAAAGAAGAUACCAGGACACAAGGAGGGCUGCCUGUAGCUCCACAGGAUGCUCCCAAUAACAAUCGAGCUCAACAUUCUUUGUUUAAAAAGCUGCUUCAGGUUUUAGGUUUUUCUGCUGCAAGAGGCUCCCAAACUGAUAGUAUACUGAACCAAAGCCUAAAAGUUUUGGUGAAAUUAGCUGAAAAUUCAACAAUGGACUUACUAAUAAAUUUUCAGCACUUACUGAGUAGCCAGAUACUGUUCCGUUGUCUGUGUCCAGAGACUCCUUUGCCUGCUGUCCUUUUGACCGUGAGACUGUUGUGUAUUCUUGCUCAGCACCACGUGUUAGUUGCUCAACUUUGUUCUCAUUCAGACACCUGCCUUCUUCUUGCACUGUACAUGUAUAUUACAUCAAGACCAGAUAAAUCAGCAUCUGAAAUGCUUUGGCUUCAGCUGGAACAAGAGACAGUUAGACUCCUGACAAGGUGUAUGCGGUGUUCCAAUCCAGCGGUUUUAUUACCUGGUACAGACUGCCAAUGUAAUCUUGAGGUGGUUAAGGCACUAAUUAUAAUGUUACAUAGACAGUGGAUGAAGAUUAGAAGAUCUGAGAACAGUUUGUCUGCAUAUAAGGAACAAAUUAUUCAGUUUUUACGGGAUGCUGUUUUACUCUUACACAGCCUCUCUCAGAAAGAUAAACUGUUUCAUGAACACUGUUUGGAAGUUCUCCAUCAAUAUGACCAAGCCAUGCCGGGCGUAAGAGCCAUUCUCAAAAAGACUCAAAAACUGAGUGCCUGUGAAGAGCUGAUUUUGGAUGAAUUGUAUCCUCCUGAGCCAGAAGCAGAAGACCAAGGAAUGGAUUCCAGCUAGCUAACAUCUAGAAUAGAUCUCUGUCCUUCCUCAUCUAAAUCAUAAUAAUCAUUGCCAGUGUAAAUCUGAAAUUUAAAUUGUCUAUUUUAAGUGAUUAUAUAAAGGUUGCACUCAAAUGCAGCACAACUAAGA
This is a messenger RNA of Harpia harpyja (harpy eagle), 2697 nucleotides long. It is a transcript of the gene ATRIP, whose product is annotated as ATR interacting protein. The transcript is spliced from 13 exons. NCBI's taxonomy places the organism in Eukaryota, Metazoa, Chordata, Aves, Accipitriformes, Accipitridae. The coding region runs from base 16 to 2565 and encodes 849 amino acids. Gene Ontology annotation, biological process: DNA damage checkpoint signaling; DNA repair. The record is from RefSeq and is a predicted model, not a curated record.